AUGUCUAAAAGCAUAAGUCAGGCACCAAAUUCUAAGAACGCCCUUCUAAAAGAGCUUAUCAGGACAUCUCCAAAGAAAUACACAGCAAUUCUCUUGUCUGACUCAGAAGAUGAAGGUGAAAAGAAAGCAAUUUUGAUCUCAGACUCGGAAUUGGAUGAUGACGAAGAUGAAUACGCUAAUACAAAAGCACACAAGCAAGAUAAAUACAACAACAAGAAUGAUCACUGCAGAUUUGAUAACAAACCGCGAAAUCAAAUAGCUAGAGGUAUUGAUUUCUCCUCAGAUGAAGAUGAUGACUUUGAUGACGAUGAUGAUACUUAUACAUCAUUCGCUGAGUCAGACUAUUCAAAUCAAACUGGUGAUUACUCAGCCUAUUCAAACAGCACCUACCAAAGUAAGACAUACUCGAGCUACUCAGGCUCUGCAGUUAGUUCACAGUAUUCUCACUGUUCUGAUUACAGCGAAAAGAAAGUCUGCCCAAGAUGUUCCAAAGUACUUUCUUCUGACUCAUACCUCUCUUCCGAAGAUGAGAGUGAGGAUGAGUCUGAAUCAUUAAGUUCUGAUUCUGAGCUGAAUUCUGAUAGUUUCGAUGAUUCAUCAGAUUCAUUUGAACUUCCAGUUCCUAAGUUCAAUAAGACAUUUGACCCACGCAAAGAGCUUGCAAAGCAACGUCGUGAAGCUGGCAAUCGCGCUAUUCUUGAAAAGAGAGCUAAAUGCGAGAAUAUUCCAACACCUCAAGUCAUUGUUUCUCCAAAGAAGCCAUCACCAAUGCGUCUUAGAAAGCUUUCAAAUCUUUCUAAAGUUGAUGAAAUAAUACAGAAGCGCAAAGAGAAAUUAAUCAAGGAAAAGGAGGCAGAAAGAAAGAGAAUGGAAGAGGAAGCCAUGAAGAAAGCUCAAGAAGAAAUGGAACAGAGGAGAAAGGAAAGUGUGAAGAACCUCCUUGAAUCUCUCGGGGAAAGAAAGGCUCAUCCACAACGCUAUGUCGCAUUAUACCGUAGACAUCGCAAGUAUAUUGAUUCUGAUUCUGAAAGUGAAGCUCUUUCAUCCAGUGAUAAUUACUCUGAUGAUAGUGAAUUUUAA
Trichomonas vaginalis G3 is the source of this 1080-nucleotide messenger RNA. RefSeq lists its product as uncharacterized. Bases 1 to 1080 code for a protein of 359 amino acids. The record is from RefSeq and is a predicted model, not a curated record. The transcript has a single exon. Lineage: Eukaryota; Parabasalia; Trichomonadida; Trichomonadidae.